Molecule: messenger RNA, 906 nt
Organism: Suricata suricatta (meerkat)
Lineage: Eukaryota; Metazoa; Chordata; Mammalia; Carnivora; Herpestidae
Gene: HOXA13
Product: homeobox A13
Exons: 4
Coding region: 1-906 (301 amino acids)
Biological process (GO): regulation of transcription by RNA polymerase II
Molecular function (GO): RNA polymerase II cis-regulatory region sequence-specific DNA binding; DNA-binding transcription factor activity, RNA polymerase II-specific
Source: RefSeq, a predicted model, not a curated record
AUGGCCAGAGAAGAGGCUCGAAGCCGGACCAGAGAGCGGGGUGGAGGCAGGGAAGAAGAGUCUGUAAACACCGCCCCAAAAUCUCCGCGAAGGCAGCAGGAAAAAAAAAACCGCCGGGUAACCAAACAGAGUGAGAAACCGAAGGAAAAGAGUCAAGAACGAGGGAAGAGAGGCGCCGAGGCCGCCAAGCAGUGCAGUCCCUGCUCGGCGGCGGCGCAGAGCUCGUCGGGGCCGGCGGCGCUGCCCUACGGCUAUUUCGGCAGCGGCUACUACCCGUGUGCCCGCAUGGGCCCGCACCCCAACGCCAUCAAGUCGUGCGCGCAGCCUGCCUCGGCCGCCGCGGCUGCCGCCGCCUUCGCGGACAAGUACAUGGAUACCGCCGGCCCGGCGGCCGAGGAGUUCAGCUCCCGAGCCAAGGAGUUCGCCUUCUACCACCAGGGCUACGCACCCGGGCCUUACCACCACCAUCAGCCCGUGCCUGGCUACCUGGAUAUGCCAGUGGUGCCCGGCCUCGGGGGCCCCGGCGAGUCGCGCCACGAGCCCCUGGGUCUCCCCAUGGAAAGCUACCAGCCCUGGGCGCUGCCCAACGGCUGGAACGGCCAAAUGUACUGCCCCAAAGAGCAGGCGCAGCCUCCCCACCUCUGGAAGUCCACUCUGCCCGACGUGGUUUCUCAUCCCUCAGACGCCAGCUCCUACAGGAGAGGGAGAAAGAAGCGCGUCCCUUACACCAAGGUGCAAUUAAAAGAACUCGAGCGGGAAUAUGCUACAAACAAAUUCAUUACUAAGGACAAACGGAGGAGGAUAUCAGCCACGACAAAUCUCUCUGAGCGGCAGGUGACAAUCUGGUUCCAGAACAGGAGGGUCAAAGAGAAAAAAGUCAUCAACAAACUGAAGACCACUAGUUAA